UCCUUGUGGCUAGCUUUCCGCUGGUGUGUUCCAGACAGGAUCCAGGGCACCGACGAUGGCGAUGACGGCGCUGCUGCUGCUGGAGCUGGCUCUGUACGCCAGCUGCUUCGUCUGUGGGAUUGUUGCCGCCGCCUCCAUCACCAUAGUCCAGGGUAACUUUGGAGGCCGCUGUGUGCUUUAUGGACUGGUGAACUACAAUGCUACAGACAGCUCCAUCGCCGUCCAGUCCUCCAGCGCCCCGGCCCUCUGCUACUUUGUGUCGGCGACGUCGCUCGUGGUAGCGGUGGUGUGCUUCUCACUGACUCUGUACUGGCUGUACACUUGCUGCGUCGACAAGGACAUCAGAAGGGAGCGCGUGGGGAUGAACCUGAUUAUAGCUCUGAGCGGUGUCUUCCUGUUCUUCCUGCUCAUCACGGGGUGCAUGCUGAAGAUCGGACGGGACUCGCUCUGCAACUCUGUCAUACAGAACGUUCACAACGUCACCAGAUGUGAAGAGGCCCAGGCCAGAAAAUGGGCCAGUCCACUCAAUGGGGAAAGGUUCUACAGCAGUCUGUACAAAGCCGAGACAGCAGUGUGGGUCAACUUCUUCUUCUGGCUCAUCAUCGGGGUGCUGGUGCUCGUACAGAGGCGUCAGAGUUCAUUGCCGAAGGCGAUUGUAGGGGGGUAUGAAGGGUACGGCGGGCCAGCUGGAGGGCUUUUUGGUGAUGGGGGGGUGACGGCUGCAGAGACAGAGCCAUUUUUCAACAAUCCUGCAAGGCCACAGUGAGGACGGGUGUCACAGAGGACUUAGAGAAACACACAUACAUUAGCACAACACAAGAAUGUGUAAUUACAUGUGGGAAAAAGGGGAAAUACAGCUGGUGUAUGCUAUCUUGUAUUCCAGGGAAUACUCACACAUUUUGUGAGAUAACACAUGAUACUAAUCAGAGUAGCAUGUGAUACCGUUCGUUUGCCUAGGGUGUUGCAACACUUAGAUACAAUAGAAGCUGUGCCUCUCGACGAGGAUGGGAUUCGAACCCACGCGUGCAGAGCACAAUGGAUUAGCAGUCCAUCGCCUUAACCACUCGGCCACCUCGUCUGGCUGGCCUGGGAUCCUGAGCCAGCAGUACUCUAGAGCAUCUACGGAUGUCCAUGUGCAUGUACCCAUUUCCUAUAUUUACUUAUGAAAACCACGUCAGAUGUCUAACUACUGGGUCACACAGAAAUAUGUGUUUGUUUUAUUUUGUUCAUAAAAUGUAACAAGAAAUGGGAGAAUGCUAAUAGCAGGCUGUCAUUCUUUUUAUUUCAUUAAUGUGAUCCGAUGUAGUAUUUUGUAUGAGUUUGGCGGAUGUGUCCUACAUGUUUUCACUCAUUUUACAAUUAUUGUAGACUCUCGUUAACAGCUUCAGUAAAAAACAAACACAAAAGUAAAUCUUUGAGAAGGUAGGAUUCGGAUUUUCCACGAUGUGCCUAUGCCAGUUCUAUUUCUGUAUUUCUACUGUCUUCAUUCUUCUUUUGUAGUUAAUGAGUUGUUGUGACGUUGAGGCCAAUUGUCUCUGCUCUUCUCUUCAUUGCGUCUCAGACAGUUCAGUCUCACUAUGUGGACAAAGCACUGCUUGAAGAAGCACCUG
Etheostoma cragini (Arkansas darter) is the source of this 1610-nucleotide messenger RNA. RefSeq names its product transmembrane protein 179Ba (gene tmem179ba). NCBI's taxonomy places the organism in Eukaryota, Metazoa, Chordata, Actinopteri, Perciformes, Percidae. Bases 56 to 766 code for a protein of 236 amino acids. The transcript is spliced from 5 exons. The record is from RefSeq and is a predicted model, not a curated record.